Molecule: messenger RNA, 1675 nt
Organism: Capsicum annuum
Lineage: Eukaryota; Viridiplantae; Streptophyta; Magnoliopsida; Solanales; Solanaceae
Product: type III polyketide synthase A
Exons: 2
Coding region: 149-1339 (396 amino acids)
Biological process (GO): polyketide biosynthetic process
Molecular function (GO): acyltransferase activity, transferring groups other than amino-acyl groups
Source: RefSeq, marked provisional
CAACACAAUUAUACCAACUUUUCUCCAAACAACAUAUUUAGUUCUCCAUUUAUACUUCAUCAUCCAACAUGUUGGAAACAAUCUCAUACUAAAGAUUCAUCAUAACAACAGGAAUCUAACAUACUCUUAGUUUCCAAAUUUAGGCAAUAUGUCAGAGAACAACAAGAAUGUUGAUGGUGCAACUAACCACUUUUUUCAACCAUCGCGACGCCUUCCUACUCCAGGAAAGGCCACUAUACUUGCCAUGGGCAAGGCUUUUCCUUCACAACUCGUCCCUCAGGAUUGCUUGGUUGAAGGCUACAUGCGCGAUACCAACUGUCAAGAUAUGGCAAUUAAGGAGAAAUUGGAGCGCCUUUGCAAAACUACUACUGUGAAGACAAGAUACACAGUAAUGUCAAAAGAAAUUUUGGACAAGUAUCCGGAACUAGCGGUUGAAGGCACACCAACAAUCAAUCAAAGGCUAGAAAUCGCGAAUCCAGCAGUUGUUGAAAUGGCAAAACAAGCAAGCUUAGCUUGCAUUAAGGAAUGGGGAAGAUCAACUGAUGAAAUCACUCACAUUGUUUAUGUUUCAUCAAGCGAAAUACGCUUACCAGGAGGUGAUCUUCACCUUGCUACUGAGCUUGGAUUGAGGAGUGACAUUGGACGCGUAAUGCUCUACUUUUUGGGAUGUUAUGGUGGUGUCACAGGACUUAGAGUUGCCAAAGAUAUAGCUGAAAACAAUCCAGGAAGCAGAGUUCUGUUGACAACUUCUGAAACUACAAUUCUUGGUUUUAGGCCACCUAAUAAUGCUAGACCAUACGAUCUCGUUGGCGCUGCACUUUUUGGCGAUGGCGCUGGUGCUGUCAUAGUUGGAACAGAACCAAUUGUUGGGACAGAAUCUCCUUUCAUGGAACUGAAUUUUGCAUUGCAGCAAUUCUUGCCAGGAACAAAGAACGUGAUCGAUGGGAGGCUUACAGAAGAAGGGAUAAACUUCAAAUUAGGCAGGGACCUCCCUGAGAAAAUCCAGGACAACAUUGAGGAGUUUUGCAAGAAACUGAUAGAAAAAGGUGAUCAACUGAAGGAGACCAAGUACAAUGACUUGUUUUGGGCUGUUCAUCCCGGCGGACCGGCUAUACUUGACAGAUUGGAAAGGACACUCAAGUUACAAAGUGGGAAAUUGGAUUGUAGCAGAAGGGCAUUGAUGGAUUAUGGGAAUGUGAGUAGCAAUACUAUAUUCUAUGUGAUUGAAUAUAUGAGACAAGAGUUGCAGAAUAAGAAAGAUGGUGGUGAAGAAUGGGGACUUGCAUUAGCAUUUGGUCCUGGCAUUACUUUUGAAGGCAUACUCCUUAGGAGUCUCUAAUAAUGUCAUGUCAUAUGUCUGUUUAAUUAUGUUUGUGGUUUAAGGUAUUUUAGGUUGUUCAUUUUCUUUGUACUGUCUUUGUCUUUGAACAGAACAAAGAUGUUUCACUUUUUAAUUUUCAUUCUACAUGAAGCUAAAAUAAGAAAGAAAAUGAGUUCCAUAACUCAUGCAAGUUGUAUUGGAACUAUAGGAGAAUGUUACAUGACAAAUGAAAGAAUAUUAUUCUUGGAGAAAGGAUGUUAAGUUUGUCCAAUAAUAGUGUGAACAAUGUUUACAUGCUUGUUGAGUUGAUCAAUUUCAACAUGUUACUCACCUUUUCUUAAAAUUACCAUCCCA